Messenger RNA from Rosa rugosa (rugosa rose), 2010 nucleotides. Its product is annotated as probable serine/threonine-protein kinase PBL19. Bases 939 to 1934 code for a protein of 331 amino acids. Gene Ontology annotation, cellular component: nuclear chromosome. Gene Ontology annotation, biological process: meiotic DNA double-strand break formation; meiotic DNA double-strand break processing; protein phosphorylation. The record is from RefSeq and is a predicted model, not a curated record. The transcript is spliced from 6 exons. NCBI's taxonomy places the organism in Eukaryota, Viridiplantae, Streptophyta, Magnoliopsida, Rosales, Rosaceae. Gene Ontology annotation, molecular function: DNA topoisomerase type II (double strand cut, ATP-hydrolyzing) activity; protein kinase activity; DNA binding.
CCUCUCCUCCCUCUCUAUUCAUGAAAAUGGAGAAAGCUUUCACUCUGAUUCAGACAGUUGCAGUGGCAACAGUCUUCUUUGCCGUUUCCGGCUGGUACUUACUUUCUAUCACUUCCCGGAAUUCCAUUCUUUCAGGUACGGCUUCAUGUUUGGAAGAGAAUCUGCUCGCAAAGAGCUCGGAAGCUUAAUCCAAGACCUUCGCCGCCAGAAUCCCAAUUCCGAUCCUCAUUCCUGACUUCAUUUGGGUUCAUGGCAUCAGGUCAUCUUACCUAUCCUUGACAGCAGCAUGUGCGUUCCUGAGGAGUUUGGAUUUUAACUUUAAAAACUUUGUAUGCUGACUUGCAUUGAAGAUUACAGCUUUCUGCUGUGACAUAGUUGUUAUUCAAGUCCGUGCCUCGAAAUCUCUACCAUCACUAAGAAGCAUACCAAAAUUGUACAUACAAAGAGAAACAGCAGAAUUUGAAGGCUUUCUCAUUCCAAGAGCUCAGGGAUUCAACCAAUGGCUUCAGCAGGUUGCAAAAGCUUGGUGAAGGAGGCUUUGGGAGUGUGUAUAAAGGAAUAAUCAUGCCCAAAAAUGGCCAGGGUAGUCCAAUUUUGGUUGCCAUAAAAAAGUUGAAUCCACAUAGCUUACAGGGUCAUAAAGCAUGGCUUGCAGAGGUUCAAUUUCUCGGUGCAGUAAAUCACCCAAAUCUGGUAAAGCUUCCAGGAUAUUGCUCUAUAAAUGGGGAAAGAGGGAUUCAACGGCUAUUGGUAUAUGAAUAUAUGCCUAAUAGAAGCUUAGAAGAUCAUCUUUUCAACAGGGCUUUGAACCCUCUUCCUUGGAUCACGAGGUUACAAAUAAUGCUUGGUGCUGCUCAAGGAUUGGCUUAUCUACACGAGGAACUGGAAGUCCAGAACCUCCUGAAGUUUCACGCCCUCUCUCUCUCUGCCACCCAACAAUGGCUAAUCACCAGAAACUGAAGGUGACACCAGAGUUCUCGAAACAUAUAGAGUUAUUCCUCUCCGACAUGGACGACAGCCUGAAACUGCAAUUAUGCUCCUUCGUCCUUGAAAACCUGGAAGAAUUCCGCCGUGGCCGCGCCACCAAAACAUAUUCUCAUUGCCCUAUCCCCGCCUCCAUUGAGGAACGGCGUGUCGUUGGGGGUCAACUUCAGUUCUCUGAAGACGGUCAAGAGGUUGACUGCACUAAAACGCAGGGGCGCAAAAUCAUCCCCAAUGUCGACAAGGUUAGGGUCGAUGAUAUGAAGAGUAGUUCUGGUAAGUUCAUCUUGGUAGUCCAGAGGUACGAAAUUUAUCGGAGAUUGGCAGUGCCUGCUAAUGAUAGUGAUGUUGGUCACGUAUUUUACGAGCGUCAUCCGUGUAUAGUUGUGAAUGUUGAAGAGGAACUUGAUUCGGUGACGAAGCUCUUUCUGUGUAAGCUGAAGAUGGAGCUGAAGCUUCCGAUGCUUGCACUUGUGGACAGCAGUCCAGACGGGGUUAAGAUUAUUUCGACUGUGUCUCAAUGCUGCAGGUGCGAUGUAAAUUGGCUUGGGAUGUUACCAAGCGAAUUGGAUAAAGGUAUGUUUGCCAUAGCCAAAGACCCUAUGAUCAGAAUCCCCAUGACUGACAGUGAUUUGAAGACAUUGGAAGAUCUGAUGGAGAAUGACGACUUUGUGAAGGAGAAGAUGAGGAAUCCAAAAUGUUUGGAGGAACCGGCUCUGAUGGAGAAUGAUGAUUUGAUUGAGAAGGUGAAGAAUCUGGAGCUGAGUAAUCUGACGGGGAAUGACUUUUCGAAGGAGAAUAGGAAGAAUCCGACAUGGUUUGACGAGCUGACUCUGAUGAAGAAGACCAAGACGAAGACCAAGGUUGAGGAUUUUGACGAUUUCAUGAGCAUGCUCUUUUCUAUGUUGAUAGUAGCAUAUGAACGUAGCAACGCACGAGGUGAUCAAGAGUAGAGGCACGACACACGUAAUUAAGGGUUUUGAUCUAUACGCUUCAAUGUUGAGUUGUUUUUAUGCGCGCAUGAUGUAA